Messenger RNA from Eubalaena glacialis (North Atlantic right whale), 1049 nucleotides. It is a transcript of the gene CCDC42, whose product is annotated as coiled-coil domain containing 42. Gene Ontology annotation, biological process: spermatid development. The coding region runs from base 1 to 951 and encodes 316 amino acids. The record is from RefSeq and is a predicted model, not a curated record. Lineage: Eukaryota; Metazoa; Chordata; Mammalia; Artiodactyla; Balaenidae. The transcript has 7 exons.
AUGAGUCUGGGCAUCAUGGAGGAGGAGGAUCUGGCCGAGUACUUCCGGUUGCAGUAUGGGGAACGGCUGCUGCAGCUGCUGCAGAAGUUCCCCAGCAUUGAGGACCACUCAGACUCCCCAUCCAUCCGGCUACUGGAGAAGAAGAAAGAGGCCAAGAUCAUGCACCAUGCCAUGCAGCAGAAGAAGGAGACAUUUCAGCGCAGAAUGGAAACCCUGAACCUGCGCUGGGAGGAGCUGGGAGUCAAGGAGGCCCAGCUGAAAGCCCACAUACAGAAGUUUGAGCAGUUCAUCCAGGAGAACGACCAGAAACGGAUCCGGGCCCUGAAGAAGGCCAACAAGGAGCGAGAACUCAAGAGGCAGUGCACACGCGAGCUGGCCAAGGCCAAGCAGGAGAUGGCGGCCCUGCGGCUGGAGCACCAGCGGCUGAGCGCCAAGCUGCAGGAAUACUCCAUCUUCAACAAGUACCUGGAGAAGGUGGUGGAGAACUCCGAGUUCGAAGAGAUCCACGAGGUGAUCGCGCGCUACAAGACGCUGGUGAGCAUGCACGAGGACCUCAUGCAGUCGGCGCAGGAGGGCCAGGAGAAGGUCGAGCGCGCCAAGGCCCGGCUGGCGCGCUACAAGGAGGAGAAGGACGACGAGAUCCUGCAGCAUAACAACGAGCUGGCGCGCCUGCAGAUGCGCUUCGACCGCGCCCGCAGCGACGUCAUCAUCUGGGAAUCUCGCUGGGCACACAUCCAGAACACCGCCGCCAAGAAGACCCUCUUGCUUGGCACCAUUAAGAUGGCAACGCUGAACCUCUUCCAGAUCGUGAGCAAGCAGCUGAAGGAGGCGAGCCUCGUGUCCCUGGAGGACACACACAAACAGCUGGACACGAUCCAGCAGUUUAUCCAGGACCUGUCAGACAUCUGGGCAGAGGUGAAGAAGAAGGAGCAGCAGCAAGUCCGGGUUUAAGGAGCAGCCAUGGUUCCAGAAUGUUCUGAGACAGAGAAGGGAGAGAGAAAGUUCCCGGUGACCUUGCCGUCCAGUCAGCCCAGUCCAGCCCUCUGGGA